Argiope bruennichi is the source of this 753-nucleotide messenger RNA. RefSeq lists its product as uncharacterized. Gene Ontology annotation, molecular function: zinc ion binding; nucleic acid binding. NCBI's taxonomy places the organism in Eukaryota, Metazoa, Arthropoda, Arachnida, Araneae, Araneidae. The record is from RefSeq and is a predicted model, not a curated record. Bases 1 to 753 code for a protein of 250 amino acids. The transcript has 2 exons.
AUGGCCGGUGUUGCAGGAAAUAACGAAACCUUUCAUAAUGUAUCACCAUUUCUUGUUGAAAAAGGAAUUACAGGAUCACUCGGAGAAGUCGCAUCAACUCGAAAACUUCGCUCUGGAGACCUGCUUGUGGAGGUGAAAACCCGCAAGCAAGCCCAACAGAUACUAAAAUUAUCAACUCUGGCUACUAUAACAGUAAGUGUAAGUUCUCAUACAGCACUUAAUUCUUCGAAGGGCGUUAUAACUUGUGGCGAGUUAUUUAACGAUUCCCUAGAAAAAAUUACCCAUGAAUUGAAACCUGAAGGAGUGACGCAUGCACGUCGUAUAACCAUUAGGCGGGAUGGACAACUCCUUCCCACAAAGCACUUUAUCCUAACUUUUAAUAGACCAAAAAUACCAGAACGUGUAAAAGUCGGCUACAUGAAAUUAGCCGUCAGGCCAUACAUUCCGAAUCCUCUCCGUUGCUUUCAGUGCCAGCGUUUCGGCCAUUCGAAGGCCAACUGCCGCGGGACUCUCACUUGCGCCCGCUGUGCGGAAAAAAAUCAUGAUAGCCAGCAAUGUUCUGCACAAGAGAAAUGUGUUAACUGCGCCGGCAAUCAUAGUUCCUUUUCUCGAUCUUGCCCUCGUUGGUUAAUGGAAAAGCAAAUAGUAACGAUAAAAUUUAAAGAAAAUUUUCCCUACCCAGAAGCUAGGCGUAAAGUUAUUGGCCAGACACCAAAACCUGGUGUGACUUAUGCUUCAGCUGUUCGACAUUAA